Alosa alosa (allis shad) is the source of this 1130-nucleotide messenger RNA. RefSeq names its product low choriolytic enzyme-like. The transcript has 9 exons. Gene Ontology annotation, molecular function: zinc ion binding; metalloendopeptidase activity. NCBI's taxonomy places the organism in Eukaryota, Metazoa, Chordata, Actinopteri, Clupeiformes, Clupeidae. Gene Ontology annotation, biological process: proteolysis. The coding region runs from base 13 to 894 and encodes 293 amino acids. The record is from RefSeq and is a predicted model, not a curated record.
UGGGGACUGGUCAUGGACACCUCUGCUGUCAUUCUGCUUGUCCUUCUCCUGGGGACACUGAACACAGUCCAGUGUCAGUAUGAAGAGACAAAAUCAGCAGAUUUUGAAGGGAGUAGCCCAAUUGACAAUAUUCCUGAAGAGGAGAAGUACACUGUGUCUGCUCUAAUUGAAAGGGCCAACAAGAAUGCAGGGCAGGAGUUGGAUGAUCCAGAUAUCAUAGAGGGGGAUAUUGCAGUGGACACAGGAUUCCAGAAUGCUGCCCCCUGUACAUCCCGCCGUUUCUUCAGCUGCAAAUGGCCUCGCUCCAGGGACGGCCUCGUCUAUGUGCCGUACGUCAUCUCCAGCCAGUACUCCUCUCGUGAGAAGGCCACUAUUGUCAAGGCCAUGAACUCUUUUGCCAAUGCCACCUGUGUCCGCUUCCGACCACGCAAAAGAAGAAUCUUCUUUAAGGAUAGACACUACUUGAACAUCGAGUCAAACACAGGGUGCUGGUCCUACGUGGGGCGUAGACGUGGGCGGCAGGUCGUGUCCCUGGCGCGACGAGGGUGUGUGUACCACCAGGUGAUCCAGCAUGAGCUCCUGCACGCCCUGGGCUUCCACCAUGAACAGGCACGCAGUGACCGUGACAUGCAUAUCCGUAUUCUCUACGAAAACAUCAUACGAGGAAAAGAGAGCAACUUUGAAAAGAUUAAGACCAAUAACCUGGGCACCCCCUAUGACUACGGUUCAGUCAUGCAUUACUCAAGGUAUGCCUUCUCCCGCAAUGGGCAGCCCACUAUGGUCCCCAUCCCCAAUGCCAAUGUGGCGAUUGGGAGGGCCACUCAGAUGAGCAGCUGGGAUAUUGCCCGAAUCAACCGCCUCUAUAAAUGUAGUCAACGGUCUUACUCUGAAUAGGGCUCUGAAUAUCGCUCCAGGCCUUAGCCCAAAAGAAGGAGAGGCUUUUCCAGCUCAAUAAGCCCAUUUCCAGGUGUCCGGCCUCACUGAUGUUAAUGGCACCUUAAUUGGCAGGGUAAAAUGUCUUCCUGUUUCUGUCUCCUCUGUACUGUGCUGUUCCAGAGGAAGUUGGUUUACCCAGUGGCGAUAUCUUGUGAAAUGGGCUAAUUGCAAAAAUAAAUGCUGUUUGAAUAAAU